GUAAAUUUAAAAUGCAUAAAAACAGUUAAAGCUUUCAAUUUUAAUCAAAAUUUUUGUGAACUUUUAUAUAUAUUUUUUGAUAUAUUUUCUUAACAAAAAUGGAGUUGCCUUCGCUGGGAAUUAAUUGUUCUGUGAGCGGUUGCAACCGGCUAGAUUUUUUGCCUCUGCGCUGUGAGUGUGGAAAAAUGUUUUGCACCGAUCAUUUUAUGGAACAUACACAAGACUGUGAGGCUUUUAAAAAAUCGAAAGCAUUAAAGGUUCAGCAGGCUGAAAUGGUGAAGACAACGUACGCUUGCACUUUUGACGGUUGUGCUGAUGUUAGCUCGUUUCAUUUUCCUUGCAAGAAAUGCACAAAACAUUAUUGCAUCAGUCACAGACAUCAUAAGUCUUGCGAUAUAAGCGAGGAAGAGUUAGAAGAGGAACGAAAACGUUGGAAUUUACCAAUCGAACAGUACAACAAGGCAAAGGAAAAACUUGAAAUUCAUCUCAACAAGACAGCAAUGAAAAUCCAGCCAGACUCCAAAAAAUCAAAGAUGAGUAACAAAAUCCAACUGAUGCGUUUGAAAGGCAAAGCAAUAGGCCCCAAAGACAUCCCGGUACAAGACCGUUUAUAUUUCCUCGUUCACAAACCCUUCGGGAUGACCACAAAACAAGUAUCUGACAAACCAAUCGAUCCAUUAUCCCCGGUACCAUCAGCCCAAGAAAAACCAACCGGUCAAGACAAAACAGUGGCUGUUUAUGUGUCACAGAACUGGAGCGUUGGUAAGAUCAUCGAUAGUUUUUCACAGUUUUGCAAAGUCAUCAAUAAUAAUAAUAAAUCUAAUGAGAGUAAGUUGAGAUUGUUCCGAUUGAACGAUGGAUUGAUUGUUAGUUCCAUAAUGAGUAUGAAGAUCAGUAAGAUUUUGGAGAAUAAUAUCAUACGAGAUGGAGAGAGUCUGAUACUUGAAUAUGUCGAUGGUGAGAAGUGUGUGAACGAUGAAUGUUAUUUGCAACAGUACGCUUGCUAUGCAGAAUAGAUUGUAACAUUUUAAAU
Messenger RNA from Ctenocephalides felis (cat flea), 1033 nucleotides. RefSeq names its product AN1-type zinc finger protein 1-like. NCBI's taxonomy places the organism in Eukaryota, Metazoa, Arthropoda, Insecta, Siphonaptera, Pulicidae. The coding region runs from base 99 to 1016 and encodes 305 amino acids. Gene Ontology annotation, molecular function: zinc ion binding. Gene Ontology annotation, cellular component: cytoplasm. The transcript is spliced from 4 exons. The record is from RefSeq and is a predicted model, not a curated record.